Messenger RNA from Myotis daubentonii (Daubenton's bat), 724 nucleotides. RefSeq names its product serglycin (gene SRGN). The record is from RefSeq and is a predicted model, not a curated record. Gene Ontology annotation, biological process: secretory granule organization; negative regulation of bone mineralization. NCBI's taxonomy places the organism in Eukaryota, Metazoa, Chordata, Mammalia, Chiroptera, Vespertilionidae. Gene Ontology annotation, cellular component: secretory granule.
AAAGGGACAGAGAGUGCCUUCUGCAUUUCCUAACGGUGGGGUUGACGUGCAAGCGGCAGAGCUUUGGAAGGCUGGUCACGAUGCAGGUGCUUCUCCCAUGCAGCCGGCUGGUCCUGGCUCUCGCCCUCAUCCUGACUUUGGACUCUUCAGUUCAAGGUUUACCUGUGCGGAGAGCCAGGUACCAGAGGGUCCGCUGUAAUCCCGACAGUACUUCUGCAAACUGCAUUGAUGAAAAGGGACCACUGUUCGACCUACUUCCAGGCGAAUCCAACAGAAUCCUCCCGCCAAGGACUGACCCUUUUUUAAUGAUGCAAUUCCAGAACUUGAAUGAUGUCUUCCCUCUUUCUGAGGACUAUUCUGGAUCAGGCUCUGGCUCCGGCUCAGGCUCUGGAAGUGGCUCUGGAGAUGGCUUCCUCACUGGAAUGGAGAGUGAAUACCAACCAUCAUUUGUGGAUACAAAUGAUGCUUUUUUUUACAACUUUAAGCCUGUGCCCACAGAUGACCAGGACUUGGGUCAAGAUGGACCAGAAGAGAAUUUUAUUAUAUAGAAGAGAGGGUUUUCCACCUUGAUACCUGCCAAUGCAUUCAGAAUAUUUUCUGUAUCACAGUUAAAUGAUUAAUUUUGGGACAAAAAGUUUUAUAGAAAUGUUAAAACAUCUGAAAAAGAAGUUUAAGUUUUAUCAACUUUUUUCUCAUGAAUUAUUAAAUACUCCUUUACCUAUUA